AUGGAUGGUGAGGAUUCCGAUCCGUUCCAGGACUUCCGCGUCGGGGAUCCUGUUCUACCAUCCCAGCAUCAAUAUUCUGCCGGGGCAGCUGAGAUGGAAGUGGUUGAGAAUCCUGACAUUACUGGGGUAGGCGGUCAAGACCUCCGCUCCAUAGAGAAGUGUCUUCAGGAGACAGCCUUGUGCAUCUUCAGUUUGGUGUUCAGGCACAGGCUGUGGCGACUGAACAGGGAGCUCCGCAUCCGGCCGAAGGCCUGGCUGGCUUUGAAGAGCCGAUGGGCGACCUCGUCGUCGACUGUCGUGCUGCGGGAAAGUGUGCCUCAUAG
Spirometra erinaceieuropaei is the source of this 323-nucleotide messenger RNA. Lineage: Eukaryota; Metazoa; Platyhelminthes; Cestoda; Diphyllobothriidea; Diphyllobothriidae. The record is from the annotation of a GenBank genome assembly.